AUUAUUGUAAAUUAGUAUACUUUGCUUUCUUCUAAAUCUAUUUCACUUUAUUGCCCAUUCAUGGAAAAGAGAAGCUACAACCCACAAAAAAUAAAACUCGAUCUGAAACAUGUUCCUCCUCUAGAUCCUUCAAUCAUCACCCCAUCAUCCAAGGUUAAGUAUGAGAAACACAGACCAAAUUCAGGAGUUUUUGCGCCUCGAGUGGUAAAGGCUUGGCCUAAAGAGGGAGCGAAAGUUGCUGAAUUUGACGAUGCCUCAAAACUACGGCAAAAUUUGAAGGUUGGAGGUGCAAGUUUUUGUUCUACAAAGUGCAUAGACCCAAAUAGCACUAAAAACAACAUCCACGGAAAGAAUAUUGAAAGCAGUACUGGGAAUGAAAAGCGGUUGAGUGAAUCAAAAAGUGAAGAUGCUCCAGUUAAGGUCUCAGCGAAGUCACAAUUGCAUGAGGUCUGCGCUGCAAAAAAUUGGAAGCCUCCUUUGUUCGAGUGCUUCAAAGAAGAGGGACCAGACCACUUUAAAUUGUUCACCUACAAGGUGACUUUUGUUAUAGAAUCCUCGAAAACCUUUUUGGAGAGCUUCAGUGCUCCUCAGCCUACGAAAAAAACAGCAGCAGAGCAUGCAGCUGAAGGGGCAUUGUGGUACUUGAAUCAUUUGGGCUAUUUUCCAAUCCAGAAAUGAAGUUCAACUAACAAAUUUCAAGCACCCACUUAGAUUAGAUCGUCUCUUUCCUCUCACACCAACAGAGGCUAGUAGCAAGAAAUUGUAACAAAUUCGUUGUUUGCUUGAACUCUUUGGUAUAAUUUGUUCAAUGACUUGUAUAUUCAAAACAAUAAAACUAUGUGAACUGAGUUUUGAGUAUCUAAUUGGGUAUUUAGAUGAUGUAUAAUCAUGUGAUUGAGUGAUUGUGAAUUAAAGAUAAAAUAACUCUCAAUCACAUAAUGACAUAUCAUUUGAAUACUUAAUUAGCUACUCAAAACUAGGUGUAUAUAGUAUUACGCUAUUCAAAAUUGUAAAAAUCAUUUGAAUACUCAAUUAGCUACGUGUAUAUAGUAUUGCUCUAUUCAAAAUUGUAAAUCUCUGUUCAGCUGACGCCAUUGAGAGGAAAUAAAGUGUACAUGAUCUGACUUUAUUUGAAGUAGCCUCUUUGUUGUCAUUAGCAGUGACUUCUGUAUUAGUAGUAGUCUUUGUAAGGACCACUUUAUGUAAAUUUUUAUCUGUAAUUCAGAAUUUAAUCAAAGAGUCGGCUUUUACAUAGUGACUA
Molecule: messenger RNA, 1261 nt
Organism: Mangifera indica (mango)
Lineage: Eukaryota; Viridiplantae; Streptophyta; Magnoliopsida; Sapindales; Anacardiaceae
Product: ribonuclease 3-like protein 1
Exons: 4
Coding region: 61-678 (205 amino acids)
Source: RefSeq, a predicted model, not a curated record